Adineta ricciae is the source of this 3021-nucleotide messenger RNA. NCBI's taxonomy places the organism in Eukaryota, Metazoa, Rotifera, Eurotatoria, Adinetida, Adinetidae. The record is from the annotation of a GenBank genome assembly.
AUGGCACAGGAAAAUACUGCACUGGUGUCAUUGAGUGGAAGAGACACUUUCCACAAUGGAAAAUCCAAAUGUUCGACGGUAUGGUUUGUGAUAUUUCCAUGGAUCAUUCCUGUAACGAUUAUAGUCAUUUUCUCGUUGAUUGUGAUCAGUAUUCUGCUGGUAGUUCGAGUAUCGCAAUCUCCUUCUCAUCGCAUCGAUUGUUAUCCUGACGCUGUUUCCACGUUUUCGAACUAUUCGAAAGAAGCAUGUCUUAAACGUAAUUGUCUUUUCGAUGAAAAAGCAACGAUGAAUACUAUCCAGUGUUAUCUAAAGCCGAAUUGCGGAUACAGACUUUUGAGUAAAAAACAGACCGGAGCUGGUUUACGAUUAAAGUUGACACGAAAUUCAGCUAUUGAAAGUUUAUUUUCUGAACCGAUUGAUAAUGUUAUUCUCGAUGUUGAAUACUACACGAAUGACAUACUUCGCUUCAAACUCUAUGAUCAAAAUAAACCAAGAUAUGAGGUGCCAAUACCUUUGAGUGUUCCACUCGACCACGUAUCAUCACCUCAGUAUGAAUUUCGUUAUUCGUCGAAUACUCUACCUGACAAUUUAUUUUCAUUUAUGAUCAAACGCCGUUCAACUCAAACAAUCCUAUUCGAUACGUCUCUCGGUGGUCUCGUACUCAAUAACCAAUUCCUUCAAAUCGUCACACGACUCCAUUCUUCUCAUAUCUACGGAUUCGGUGAAAAUAAUCAUGAUAUACUCAAACAUAACGUAUACGAACGGAAAACAUGGGGGAUUUUUGCGCGAGAUCAAGGCACCAAUUGGGGAUCGAACACAAACCAUUACAGUGCGCAUCCAUUCUACGUUGUUAUGGAACAAACCUCGAAGUCUGACGAACGACCAUCGGGUAAUAUGCAUGGCGUUCUGCUACUCAAUUCCAAUGCUAUGGAUUAUUCAUUCGAUUCAAUACCAUCGUUAACAGUACGUACAAUCGGCGGUAUACUUGAUUUUUUCGUUUUUCUCGGUCCUUCACCUGAACAAGUUAUUCAACAGUAUACAUGGCUCAUUGGACGACCCCUUCUGCCACCAUACUGGUCACUCGGGUUUCAACUCUCUCGUUGGGGUUAUUCUAAUCUCACGCAUAUGCAAACAGUUCUCGAACGAAAUCGCAAUGCUAAUGUUCCAUUCGAUGUGCAAUAUGCUGAUAUUGAUUAUAUGGAUGCGCGCAAAGAUUUCACAAUUGAUCCAGUUAAUUUUCGAGGAUUAAAUGAAUAUUUCUUGAAGUUAAAUCGAGAUGGAAUAAGAACAAUGAUUAUUCUCGAUCCGACGAUGAUCGACGAUACGAAAACGUAUGCACCAACUGUAGAAGGUAUUCAGGAAGACGUAUUUAUCCGAUCCGAUCAAACGAACACGUUGAUGAAAGGUGCCUGUUGGCCAGGUAAUGUCUUCAUUCCAGACUUUUUUACGAAUCGGACACAAAUGUGGUGGACUCGGUGGAUACAGAAUUUUCGUCAAAAGAAUUUAACGUUCGAUGGGCUGUGGAUCGAUAUGAAUGAACCUGCACUAUUCGAUACAAAUGAGUUGAUUCCAUGGAAUUCAUUAGAAACUGGUAGCAAUCAUACAUUGAAAUGUACUCAGAAUUCAUUCGAUGAUCCACCUUACCGCACGAAAGCGGUUUUUCGAUUUGAUCAAAAUGCGAAUCGAUCCGCGCGUUUGUCUGAUCAUACGUUAUGCAUGUCUGUUCGACAAGGUGAACUUAAUAAAUAUCGUCACUACGAUGUUCACAAUCUCUAUGGCUGGAGUGAAACUAGAGCAACAUGGAAUGCAUUGCGGUCGACGAUAGAAAAACGUAGUCUGAUUCUUUCGCGUUCAACGUUUGUGGGAUCUGGUCAGUGGAGUAGUCAUUGGUUUGGUGACAACUCUGCGACAUGGCACGAAAUGAAACGAUCCUUGAUAUCAAUGGUGGAAUUCAAUUGGUUCGGUAUUCCAUUGAAUGGUGCAGACAUUUGCGGAUUCAAUGAAAUUCCUACCGAAGAAAUGUGCAUUAGGUAUUGCAUUGUCGAAUUGCUCAAUAAGUUCCAUACAUUUUUUCUUCUAGAUGGAUACAACUCGGUGCUUUCUAUCCGUUUUCACGAAUCCAUAGUAGCAACAAACAAUUCGAACAAGAUCCUGCUUCUUGGUCUCAACCUGCUAUGGAUACAACUCGGUGCUUUCUAUCCGUUUUCACGAAUCCAUAGUAGCAACAAACAAUUCGAACAAGAUCCUGCUUCUUGGUCUCAACCUGCUGUUUCUAUUAUGAUUUCUGUUCUUCGCAUUCGUUAUAACCUUCUACCAUACUAUUAUACAUUAUUCUAUAAAGCACAUACACAAGGUUCGACAAUUAUUCGCCCGUUAUUUCAUGAAUAUCCUACUGAUAAAACAGCACUGGAUAUUUAUCUCCAGUUUCUCAUUGGAUCACAUAUUAUGAUAGUUCCAGUGACUGACAAAGGAGCACGACAAGUUCGCGCGUAUAUUCCGUCAUCGCAUUGGUACGAUUAUUAUACCGGUGCACUGAUUCAAGCGAAACAACAGUUUAUAACUCUAGACGCACCAUUAGAAACCAUUCCAAUUUUGUUGCGAGGUGGAACCAUCGUGCCGACACAAGGAUAUGCUUCGAAUACGAAAAUAUCAAGGACUAAACCAUUCGAAUUAAUCAUCGUACUGAACGCGAACGGAGAAGCAGAAGGUGAUCUUUUCUACGAUGAUGGCGAAUCUUUAAGUACGAUCGACUCUCGAAAAUAUUACUAUGCAAUAUUCAAAUGGUCAUCAGCAAAUCGUUUGUUUUCGAUGGAUAUCAUUGCCAAUAACUACACGUCUAUGUCUACAUUGAUAUUAGGUUCAUUAGUUAUCUACGGCUGGAAUGAAAUACCGACUAAACUGAUCGUAGAUAAUCAGAACACAUACUCAGUGACUAAAUCAUUUAGACAAUUUAUUCGUAUUGAAACUUUGUCAUUACCGAUGGCGGAAAGCCACAGAAUUACAUGGGAGAAAAGGUUGUAA